This is a messenger RNA of Malania oleifera, 1197 nucleotides long. RefSeq lists its product as uncharacterized. NCBI's taxonomy places the organism in Eukaryota, Viridiplantae, Streptophyta, Magnoliopsida, Santalales, Ximeniaceae. The transcript is spliced from 5 exons. The coding region runs from base 1 to 1197 and encodes 398 amino acids. The record is from RefSeq and is a predicted model, not a curated record.
AUGGACAUUAGCUCUGCACCUCCCAGUGAUGAUGCAUCUGAUGAGGACUCUGAGGAAGAUGAAAGUGAUGAUGAAAGCACUGAAGAAAAUGCAAAUGAUGCAGCUGAUGACGAUGCAACUGAUGAUGCUCCAAUUCCCUCUUCUCCUUCCACAUAUGUCAUUCCACCUUCUUAUUCUUCAUUAACCAUUGAUGAUUUUGUCAAUCCAUAUCAUCUUAGUAAUUCAGACGAUCCUGGCGUUUUUCUUGUUUCUCAUGUCUUGACCAGAGAUAACUAUCAUACAUGGAGUCGAUCGAUGCUCACUUCUUUGAAUGCAAAGAAUAAGAUAACUUUCAUUGAUGGAUCCCUCCCUCAACCACCAAUUUCUGAUUCUCUUCACUAUCCAUGGAGCCACUGUAAUAGCAUGGUUGUGGCAUGGCUUCUCAAUUCAAUUUAUAAGGAGAUUGUAGCCAGUGUCAUCUAUGCGACCACUACUCGUGCAAUUUGGUUGGAUCUUCAUGAUCGUUUCUCUCAUAGCAACGUUCCUCGCAUUCUGGCUUCUCCAUCUAACUUUACUUCUAAUGAUUCUAAUAUUCUAGUUUCUGUUCCUCCUUGUCAUUCUACUCGUAUUCGUCAUCCUCCAUCAUAUUUACGUGAUUACCACUAUAAUCUGGCCAAUGUUUCACAACCCGGCAAGUCUGUUCUUCAUUUCUCUCGGCCUUCUUCAGUUCUUAUCAUCUAUGUUAAUGACAUUGUAGUUGCUAGUUCUAAUAUGUCUUGCAUUACUGCUAUUAAAUCUUUUCUUGAUGAGAAGUUUAAGAUUAAGGAACUCGGCUCCUUGUGUUAUUUCUUAGGUUUGGAGAAUCUCAAACUUUCCAAUGAAGAUGGUGAGUUACUUGCUAGUCCAUUACCUUAUAGAAGGCUCGUUGGUCACCUGCUAUAUCUUACUAUCACUCGACCUAACUUGACAUACAGUGUUCAAGUUCUAAGCCAGUUUAUGGCCAAUCCACGUACUCCUCAUUUCGAAGCUGCUGAACGUGUCCUACGUUAUCUUAAAUCUAGUCCUGGUCAUGGAUUGUUCUUCUCAAAUAGCUCAAGUUUUCAACUUAGUGCCUUCACUGACUCAAAUUGGGCCAGCUGCUCUGCAAAUCGAAGAUUUUUUAUUGGUUUUUGUAUCUUUCUUGGUUCAUCUCUCAUUUCCUGGCUUUCUAAAGGUUGA